UCUUCAAUAAUUUUACUAGAUAGUCCCCACAUGUAAGAGUUAAAGUUGGAAACCUCUAACUUUAUGCGCAUAUAAUUAAUAAACAGGUUUCAGUUGUUAAAAACUCUGGAGGCAAAGAGAGAGAGAUACAAAAACAUAUAUGGAGCAGAAAACAGAAGGUAAGUCUUACACGAAGAGAGGCUUGUGGAAACCUGAGGAAGACAUGAUUUUAAAACGCUACGUUGAGACUCAUGGAGAAGGAAACUGGGCAGACAUUUCCCGUAGAUCCGGGUUGAAGAGAGGAGGAAAAAGCUGUAGGUUGAGAUGGAAGAACUAUCUAAGACCAAAUAUCAAAAGAGGAAGCAUGUCACCUCAAGAACAAGACCUCAUUAUCCGCAUGCAUAAGCUUCUUGGAAACAGAUGGUCGUUGAUCGCCGGUCGCCUUCCAGGUCGCACUGACAACGAAGUCAAGAACUACUGGAAUACCCAUUUAAACAAGAAAUCCAGUUCCAGAAAACAGAAUGCACCUGAAUCAAUCGGCGCCAGUACUUUCACCGAUAAGCCAGUUAUGUCCACAGAAGUGAGAAGAAGCCAUGGAGAAGGAGAAGGAGAAGAGAACGGUGUCGUGAGAAAUACCUGGAUGGAGGAGGAGACCAACAGCUUUGACUAUGACGUCCGCGUAGGAUCUCCACUGCCUCUCAUCUCCCACUACCCAGACAGCACUCUUGUCUUUGACCCAUGUUUUGCCUUUACCGAUUUCUUUCCUUUGCUUUAGGACUUUCCUUGCUUUAUCUCGAGGGAUAAAUUCUUGCAUAGACUUUGUGAAUCAUUAUGGCUUUUAGUUAUACAAUUUUACAUUGUGGGACGUAGUCUACGCAAGAAAUUAAUCAUAAUUUACAAGUCCUAAUUCGUUGAGGAUCCAUUCUUAUUU
This is a messenger RNA of Camelina sativa (false flax), 910 nucleotides long. RefSeq names its product transcription factor MYB82-like. NCBI's taxonomy places the organism in Eukaryota, Viridiplantae, Streptophyta, Magnoliopsida, Brassicales, Brassicaceae. Gene Ontology annotation, biological process: regulation of DNA-templated transcription; cell differentiation. Gene Ontology annotation, cellular component: nucleus. The record is from RefSeq and is a predicted model, not a curated record. Gene Ontology annotation, molecular function: transcription cis-regulatory region binding.